Messenger RNA from Sceloporus undulatus (fence lizard), 5309 nucleotides. RefSeq lists its product as uncharacterized. Gene Ontology annotation, biological process: homophilic cell-cell adhesion. NCBI's taxonomy places the organism in Eukaryota, Metazoa, Chordata, Lepidosauria, Squamata, Phrynosomatidae. Gene Ontology annotation, cellular component: plasma membrane. The record is from RefSeq and is a predicted model, not a curated record. Gene Ontology annotation, molecular function: calcium ion binding.
UGACUGAAACAGCAUCAGGAGUGAAGCAGUGGUGCUUUUUACAUGGAAAAUGGUGGUUUUGGAACUAGAAAUGUGAGUAACAGAAGAGGAAUACUAAAAAGCAAUAAUUAUUAGGAGAAGAGGGUUUGAACUGGAACCAGAGUCAUUUAUCCUAGUGUAAAAGAAUGGAAGGAACUCAGAGACCGUGGCACUCCAGAGGAGGAAAUCUGCAGUGCCUUAUUAUCUUGGUGUUUGCUUGGAAGGCAGUUUAUGGGCAGCUACACUAUUCUAUUCCUGAAGAGAUGCCAAAAGGCUCUUUUGUGGGGAGUAUUACAAAGGACCUGGAAGUGGAGGGGAAGCAGGUUUUGAACCAUGGACUACGCAUUGUUGCUAGUAAAGGUAUGAUACAGUAUUUUGCUUUAAAUGUUAAUAGUGGGGAUUUACAAAUUUCUAAGAAAAUAGAUAGAGAGGAAAUAUGUGGAGAGGAAGAGAAAUGCAUGAUAAAGUUCCAGAUACUUAUUGAAAGUAAAUUAAAACUUUAUGGUGUUGAAGUGGAAAUCACAGAUAUAAAUGAUAAUGCUCCUCAGUUUCAAUCAAAAGAAUGGAAAAUGAAAAUGAGUGAGACAACUAUACUUACAGAACGAUUUCUUCUACCUAGAGCGCAAGAUCCAGACCUGGGCAUAAAUUCUGUCCAGCACUAUGAACUGAUAGGCAGUGAUCAUUUUUCUCUGAUGGUGCAAAGAGGAGAAAAUGGUGCCAGACAGCCAGAACUGGUGUUGGAGAAACCACUAGACAGGGAAGAGCAAUCAGUCUAUGAUCUAAUUCUAACAGCGACUGAUGGAGGUGAUCCGAUCAAGUCUGGCACAUUGCAAAUCCAUGUUAUUGUUCUUGACACAAAUGAUAAUGCACCACUUUUUAGCCAAUCUGUGUAUGAAGUGAGUAUCGCAGAGAAUAUUCCCAAAUGGUCGACUGUGGCGAAAAUAAGGGCCACUGAUCUGGAUGAAGGAAUCAAUGGAGAAGUAAAAUAUUCUUUCCAAGAAACUACAAAGAAGAUAUCCCAAAUGUUCCUGUUAAAUUCCACAACUGGAGAAAUAAUCCUUGUUGGGAGUUUUGACUUCGAGAAAUCAUCCUUGUAUGAAUUUGAAGUGCAAGCCAUGGAUGGAGGAGGCUUGAGUGACAGAUCUAAAGUUUUGGUCUUUGUUACAGACAUAAAUGACAAUGAACCAGAAUUGACAAUGACCUUUGCAAUUAGUUCUAUUGCUGAGAAUACACCAAUAGGAACUACAGUUGCCAUUUUAAACAUAGAAGACAGAGAUUCAGGACACAAUGGGCAGGUUAAAUGUUCCAUUCCUAGCAACCUUCCAUUUCAGCUCAAGAAAACACAUGAUGAGUUUUACACUUUAGUGACAGAGGGAAGCCUUGACAGGGAAGAAGUGGCAGUGUACAAUAUUACUGUUACAGCAACUGACGAAGGGACGCCAGCACUCUCUACCUCUGAGAUUAUUUCAUUGCAGGUGUUGGACACAAAUGACAACCCUCCAAUAUUUGUCAAAUCAGAUUAUACCUCUUAUCUCCUAGAAAAUAAUCCAAGAGGAGCUUCCAUCGUUUCCCUAAAAGCAAAUGAUCCUGACUGGGAAGAGAAUGCCAGAAUAUGCUAUUCCAUCAUUGAAGGUCAAAUAAAUGAUUCUCCACUCUCCUCUUACCUAUCCAUUAACUCUGAGAGUGGGAUUGUCUAUGCCUUGAACUCCUUUGAUUAUGAAGAAAUCCAGGAGAUUCGAUUCCAGGUCAAGGCCCAGGAUGGGGGCUCCCCAUCACUCAGCUCUAGUGCUUCAGUGAUUCUCUUCAUCCUGGAUCAGAAUGACAAUGCUCCAGAAAUCCUCUACCCUUCCCCUCCCACCGGUGGCUCCACUGGGAUAGAGCUGGCCCCUCGCUCCUCUGAGCCGGGAUACCUGGUCACUAAGGUGGUGGCAGUGGAUGCAGAUUCCGGCCAGAAUGCCUGGCUCUCCUACCAACUGACCAAGGCCACAGAGCCAGGGCUCUUCACUCUGGGACUCCACACUGGAGAGAUCAGGACAGUCCGGUUCCUUCUGGAGAAAGAUGCUCUCAAACAAAGCCUGGUAGUCAUAGUGAAGGACAAUGGGCAGCCCCCUUUGUCUGCCUCUGUGACAGUUACCGUGGUGCUGGCUGACAACAUCCCUGACAUUCUCCCAGAUCUCUCCCAGAUCUCAAGCAUCUCAGCGCCUGUGAUGACUCCUUCAGAUCCACCUUUUAUCUGUAUUUCAGUGGCUUUUGUGUCCUGCUUGUUUUUGAUGUUUUCUCUUGUGUUAUUGCCAUUGGUACACAGAUGGGAAAUUCUCAGUUUCCAAAGUGGAAGUGUGAAUUUCAGUGGUGUUCCCGUUUCACAGUUUGUGGGAUUGUGGAGUUCGGGCCUUCUUCAGUCUUAUUGCCAUGAGGUUUCUCUGACCUGCUCUAGGAAGAGCCAGUAUACAGCCAAGGGGAAUUCUUCCAACACUUUGACUAAUCAGCAGAUUCUUAAGUUACGAACCUAUCUCUCUAGUGAAGACUUAGAUUUGAACAAUGGAUUAAUCAUCAUCCAGGUGGAAAUUGAAUGGGGAGUAACAGAUAUAGAUAUGGUUGAAAAGUACACAGAAGGUUUCAACCGUAUUGGAAAUCUAGAUAAAAGAUGCCAAAUAGAAUGGUUUUUCACUAUGGACUGCUUCAGGAAGAAAGCAGGUCUGUAUAUUUUCCUUUUGUUGUUUGUGACUGAGGUUUUGUGUGUUUCCAUUCAUUAUUCUGUGCCCGAAGAGAAGAGAAGUGGGUCCUUGGUGGCAAAUGUGCUGAAGGAUCUGAAACUGGGAAUAGGGGAGCUCUCUGCUCGCAGAGCCCAGCUUGUUUCCAAAAGCUCUAAGGAAUUUUUCCACCUUGAUGCCCACUCUGGGAAUCUCCUCAUAAAUGAGAAAAUAGACAGAGAGGUUUUGUGUGGACAGACUGAGCCUUGCUUACUUCUCUCUCAAAUUGUGCUUCAAGACCCUCUCAAAAUCUAUAGUAUUGAAAUGAAGGUAGAGGAUGUAAAUGACAAUGCUCCCAAAUUUUCUACAAAUGAUUUUCAUCUGGAAAUUCCUGAGAAUGUUCCCAUCAACACAAGAUGCCCUUUGGAAUCUGCCCAAGAUGAAGACCUUGGAGAAAACAGCAUCCAGAACUACACCCUGAGUCCCAAUGAGUAUUUUGAUUUGGGUAUAGAAAGCAAGAAUGAUGUACAUCUCAUUCUAAUGAAAGCCCUAGACAGGGAGAAGGAGCCUCAGUUUGGGCUGACACUGAUAGCUGUGGAUGGAGGUGUACCACAGAGAACAGGAACAGUUCAUAUAAAUAUCACUGUCUUAGACAUCAAUGAUAAUUCCCCUCAGUUUGCUCAAUCUGGAUACAAAGUUAAGUUAAAGGAAAAUUGUCCUCAGAAUACUCUGGUCUCCAAAGUGGAAGCCAAAGAUUUGGAUUUUGGAUCAAAUGCAGACAUCACCUACUCCUUUCACCGAAUGCCUGAAAAAAUACACACACUAUUUCAUUUGAAUGAAAAGAAUGGGGAAAUCACAGUUCUGGGAGAAAUUGAUUAUGAAAAAGAAACCAAUUAUGACAUAAAAAUCAAAGCAAUUGAUGGAGGGGGUCUCUCUGGGUACUGCAGUAUUCUGGUAGAGAUUGAGGAUGUGAAUGAUAAUGCUCCAAAAGUCUCAGUCAUCUCCACCAACAGCCCCUUGCCAGAGGAUUCUCACUUGGAGACACUUGUUGCCCUUUUCAGCGUCACAGACGAAGACUCUGGAGACAAUGGUAAAACUGUCUGCUCUGUCGCUAUGGACCUGCCUUUUAUAUUAAAACCGACUGUGAACAAUCUUUACCAGCUUGUGAUACAAAGUCCCCUCGAUAGAGAGCAGAUUUCUGAAUAUAAUGUCACUAUUAUAGCCACGGACCUGGGCUCCCCUAGAUUGACUUCAGCAAGAAUGAUUAAGGUGCAGAUCUCAGAUGUCAAUGAUAACACACCUGUAUUUGAAAAGUCUUUAUUUGAGAUGCAGGUUCAAGAAAAUAAUAUUCCAGGAUUGCUAAUUGGCUCAGUCCGUGCUCUUGAUAUGGAUGUGGAGCAGAAUGCCAAACUGACCUAUUCCCUUUUGCCUGGGAAAGUUGAUGUUGGUCCUGUAGCCUCUUACAUCUCCAUCAACUCUGAAACUGGGAACAUCUAUGCCCUCAGAUCUCUGGACUAUGAGCAGAUAAAAGAUUUCAAAGUCACAGUGAGGGUAACAGAUCAUGGUACUGUUCCCUUGAGCUCAGAUGCAAUUAUUCAUGUCCUUGUCAUAGAUGAAAAUGACAAUGCUCCCUUCUUCCUCUAUCCCCUUCAGAACAGCACAUUACCCUGCAAUGAGCUGCUCCCCAAGAUGGCUGAGGCUGGGUAUUUGGUCACCAAAGUGGUGGCUGUGGAUCGAGAUUCUGGUCAGAACUCUUGGCUUUCUUAUGAACUGCUGAAGGCCACAGACCCAGGCCUUUUCAGCAUAGGAGCCCAGAAUGGAGAAGUGAAAACAAGGAGGCCACUAACUGAGCGAGACACGAGCAAACAGAAGCUUAUUAUUGUGGUCAGAGACAAUGGUGUCCCUUCUCAGACCAGCACUGCAACACUCAAUAUACUUCCAGUGGAUGGCUUUUCUGAUCCUUAUCUGAAAGUGGUGGAUGUCCGUCCACAGGAGCAUGAAGAUGAGGGAACCUUGACCAUGUAUUUGGUGGUUUGCCUGGCGUCCGUCUCUUCUGUGUUUCUGCUUUGCAUUAUUUCCUUUGUUGUUAUCAAAACAUGCAAACGAGAUCCCAGAGGCACUUUUAUUGCUGCCCCUCCUCACUUUUCCAGACCUAAUAUUCCAGAAAACUGUACCGAUUCUCAGAGUGGUUCACUUUCCAGGAAUUAUCAAUAUGAUGUUUGCUUAACUGGUGGAUCUUUAAGCAGUGAGUUCAGAUUUCUUCGACCUCUCGUUCCUGUUUUUUCUGUGGCGGAUCCAAACAUACUUGUGAACCAUAACACUUCUACGGGUUCUCAAGACCAACCUGAACAUUUGGAAGACAGUAAAUCAAGAGAACAGCAGUGCAUAAAUGAGUAUAAUGUGUAUGAGAUGAACAUCAGAGCCACAGAUGGAGGAACACGCUUUACUGUCUGCAAAGUCAUUUUGGAGCUUGUGGAUGAUAAUAACAGUGCCCCAGAGGUGACCAAAACAUCCAUCACUAGUCUCUUCCCAGAACAGUCUUCCUCAGACACUUUGGUGGUCCUCUUCUGUGUUACAGAUAGGGACUCUUCAGACAAUUAA